Molecule: messenger RNA, 971 nt
Organism: Pezoporus flaviventris
Lineage: Eukaryota; Metazoa; Chordata; Aves; Psittaciformes; Psittacidae
Gene: MGST1
Product: microsomal glutathione S-transferase 1
Exons: 4
Coding region: 136-603 (155 amino acids)
Cellular component (GO): mitochondrion; membrane
Molecular function (GO): glutathione transferase activity
Source: RefSeq, a predicted model, not a curated record
GCGGGGCCGCGCCCGGCCGUGCCGUGCCCCGAGGCGGGUGGAGGCGCAGUGCCCGACCGGUAUCAGUGCGGUUGGCCGCAGUGUCUGCGCUCUACGACGGGACGGCUGUCGAGGUCAUCAGUGAAAAGUGGAGAAAUGGCUAGACUGACCCAGUUUGUUGACAAUGAAGUUUUCCGGGCUUUUGCUACUUAUGCGACUAUUGUCGUUCUGAAAAUGAUGCUAAUGAGUGUUACAACAUCAUACUUCAGACUCACGAGAAAGGCCUUUGACAACCCAGAAGAUACAGCAUCGUUUGGAAAAGGCGAAAAUGCUAAAAAAUUUGUGCGGACUCAUCCAGAUGUUGAUCGUGUACGCAGAUGCCACCUGAAUGACCUGGAAAAUAUUGUCCCUUUUUUUGGCAUUGGACUGCUGUACGCUCUUAGUGGCCCUGAGCUUUCCUCAGCCUUGCUGCACUUCAGGAUCUUCACUGCGUGUAGGAUCGUUCACACUUUUGCCUAUUUGAUCCCUCUUCCCCAGCCCAGCAGAGGUUUGUCUUGGGCAAUAGGGUAUGUGGUGACCUUCUCUAUGGCAUACAACAUAAUGAAGUCAGUGCUAUACCUGUAGCAGAGUCAUAGCUUCUGUAUGCCAUUUGACAUUCCAUACAAAGUUUCCAGCAGUGUAUGUUGAUGUCUUGAAUGAGCCAGCAUUCCAUGGUGACUGGAAUUAAUUUUUUAACAGAGGCCUUUCUUUCCUGUUCAGAAGCAUUUCUUUUUGGAAGGAAAAAAAAAAAGCCUUUCUCUUUGUAUUCUCUAUUCAUGGGUUGCAUUGCCAAAAUAACUAGGUUGAGUGUUCCCUUUGUGAUUUGUCAAGUGCUUACAAUUCUAAACAUGCAAUGGUUCUGUAUUGAUAGCAUGUGUGGUAAUUUUCUACAGAUGCACUAUUUUUGGCUGUAGCUCUGAAGUCUACAUCAAUAAAGACAAGAGGAAAAAUAA